AUGGCCGACGGUUCCGGCAGCACCUUCGAGAUUUUGGCCCCCGGCGUCCUGGCUCGCGCGGUGCCAGGAUGCGGCGUUGCCGCCUUUGCCGCGAGGGCAUUUCGUCGCGGCGAUAUCGUGCUCGCCGAAGAGGCGGUUUUUUUCAGUGCCGUUUGCGCGCCCCGGCGGGCGAAUGCCCAGCUGCUGCGAGCGCUGCACGACGAAGUCGCACGGCGGCGCUUGCCCGACUUUGAGCCUAGCGGACACCUCGGGGCUCUGGUGGCCCUGCGAGACCUUGGGCCCAAGCGCUGCCAGGCGCUAUUGGCCUCGAAAUGCUCUGGCGAGGGUGCGCCGCCUUCGCCCAGGAAAGCCAAAGCAGAGGCUGGGGUGCUGCGGUUUGCGGUGUCGCAGGGCCUGGUGCCGCAGUCAGCGGCCUCGUUCCCACCGCGUGAGUAUGCCAAGCUGCGCAUGGCGAUCCAGCUCAACGGCUUCAGGUUUAACCUCGAUGCCAAAGAGGGAGACUUUGGCUACGACAGAGGGGAAGCCCUCUUCGACAGGAUCAGUCGUUUGAACCAUUCUUGUCAGCCGAACGUGGAGUUUAACCUCACCUGGGACAAUUCGCGUGGGAACGUGGUGAACACCAUCACUGCCAUGAGUGACAUCUGCGAGGGUGAGGAGCUCAAUAUCUCGUACCUUCCCCUCCGGCUGUGCCUUGCUGUGGAGGAACGGCGACGACAGCUCCUGGAGCAUUGGGAGUUUGUUUGCCGCUGCCCGCGCUGCGAGGCUGAGGGUGGCCCGCCGAAGCCGACAGAGCCCAGGCCGGCCCGUGUCCCAACCGUGGCCCACGCAGACCAGGCUCCCCAAUUGGACGGCGACUCCUCUUCCGAGGGUGUCGGCUUCGACGACUUGCGAGAUCCGGACGAUGCGUGA
Messenger RNA from Symbiodinium sp. CCMP2592, 909 nucleotides. The record is from the annotation of a GenBank genome assembly. Lineage: Eukaryota; Dinophyceae; Suessiales; Symbiodiniaceae.